AACUCAGCUGGAAGACUGGAACAUGGAGACCAGAGGAGAGCAGCUCAGAGGUGUGGACAGAGAGGAGGAAGCUCCUCCCUCAAAAGCCCCUCUGGGUGAGGACCAUGGCAGCCAGACCAGAGCUCAGAGACCUGCCUCCAGAUAUGAGUCUCUGAAGAGUGGCAGAUCAAUGGAUAAAAUAAUUGACUUCCGAGGAGACCAGGACCAUCAGAGGAGGAUCAGUCCAGAUGAGCCAAAGUACCAGGAUGAUGACAAGGAGUUUGAGUUUGAAGAGCGACUGAUGAGCAAAGAAAUUCUCUGGGACAUCAUGAAGGAGGAGGAGCUUGCUGAUGUACCAUGGAGCAGAAGUCUUACAGCAGAGUGUGGAGGACGGCUGAAGAGGGGCCUGCAGAAGAAGUUCCACUAUGUGUUUGAGGGGGUCUCUAAAGCAGGAAACUCCGCUCCUCUGAAUCAGAUCUACACAGAGCUCUACAUCACUGAGGGGGGCACAGACCAGGUCAACCAGGAGCACGAGGUCCGACAGAUCGAAGCAGCAACCAGGAACCAGACCAGACCAGGAACUACCAUCAGACCAGAAGACCUCUUUAAAGCCUCAGCUGAGAGAGAGGGACCAUUCAGGAGCCUGCUGACGAAGGGCGUGGCUGGCAUUGGGAAGACCCUCCUGACACAGAAGCUGACUCUGGACUGGGCUGAAGACAAAGUCCACCAGAACUUCCAGCUCAUGUUUCCUUUCACCUUCAGAGAGCUGAACCUGCUGAAAGAGAAGCAGUUGAGUUUGGUGGACCUUGUUCAUCUCUUCUUUCCUGAAACCAAAGAAUCAGGACUCAGCAGCUUUGAAGGAGUCCAGGUUCUGUUCAUCUUGGACGGUCUGGAUGAGUGUAGACUCCCUCUGGACUUCAACAGUCGGGUCCUGACAGAAGCUACAGAGUCCACCUCAGUAGACGUCCUGCUGACCAACCUCAUCAAAGGGAACCUUCUUCCCUCAGCUCACCUCUGGAUCACCACACGACCUGCAGCAGCCAAUCAGAUCCCUCCUGAGUGUGUGGACAUGGUGACCGAGGUCAGAGGGUUCACUGACCUCCAGAAGGAGGAGUACUUCAGGAGGAGGUUCAGACAUGAGGAGCAGAGCAGGACCAUCAUCUCUCACAUCAGGAGCUCACGAAGCCUCUACAUCAUGUGUCACAUCCCCAUCUUCUGCUGGAUCACUGCCACAGUUCUGGAGGACAUGUUGAAGAGCAGAGAGACCAGAGAGCUGCCCAAGACCCUGACUGAGAUGUACAUCCACUUCCUGGUGGUUCAGGCCAAAGUCGAGAAGCUCAAGUACCAUGGAGGAGCUGGGACAGACCCAGUUUGGGAUCCUGAGAGCAGGAAGAUCAUUGAGUCUCUGGGAAAACUGGCUUUUGAGCAGCUGCAGAGAGGAAACUUGAUCUUCUAUGAAUCAGACCUCACAGAGUGUGGCAUCGACAUCACAGCUGCUGCAGUUUACUCUGGAGUCUUCACACAGAUCUUCAGACUGGAGAGAGGACUGUACCAGGACAAGGUCUUCUGCUUCAUCCACCUGAGUCUUCAGGAGUUUCUGGCUGCUCUUCAUGUACACCUGAUUUUCUUCAGCUCUGGAGUCAAUGUGCUCAAUUCACAACAAACGCUGAAACAACCAAGAAGCUUCAGAAAGAAACACAUAAUGCCGCUCUAUCAGACAGCGAUAAGCGAAGCUGCCCAAAGUCCAAAUGGACAUCUGGACUUGUUCCUGCGCUUCCUUCUGGGUCUGUCUCUGCAGACCAGCCAGAGUCUCCUCCCAGGUUUGUUGCCACAGACAGGAAGUAGCUCCUGGAGCCAUCAGCGCACAGCAGAGCUCAUCAAGAAGAAGAUAAGUGAGAAAGUGUCUCCAGAGAGAAUCAUCAAUCUGUUCCAUUGUCUGAGUGAAGUGAAGGACACUUCUCUAGUGGAGCAGGUCCAACAGCAGCUGAGGUCAGGAGCUCUCUCCACAGCUCAACUGUCUCCUGCUCAGUGGUCCACCCUGGCCUUCAUCUUACUGUCCUCAGAGGAAGAUCUGGAGGUGUUUGACCUCAAGAAAUACUCUGGUUCGGAGGAGGCUCUCAAAAGGCUGCUGCUGGUGGUCCAAGCUUCAAAACAAGUUCUGCUGAUCUCAUGUCAUCUGUCAGAGAGAAGUGGUUCCCUUCUGUCCUCAGUUCUCAGCUCUCCGUCCUCUGGUCUGACACAACUGGACCUGAGCUACAACAGGGACCUGAAGGAUGCAGGAGUGGAGCUGCUGUCUGCUGGACUGAAGAGUCCACGCUGUCACCUGGAGACUCUCAGCCUGAGCAGGUGUGGACUGUCAGAGAGAAGUGGUUCCCUUCUGUUCUCAGUCCUCAGCUCUCCGUCCUCUUGUCUGACACACCUGGACCUGAGCUACAAUGACCUGGAGGAUCCAGGAGUGGAGCUGCUGUCUGCUGGACUGAAGAGUCCACACUGUCACCUGGAGACUCUCAGUCUGUCAGGGUGUGGGAUCUCAGAGAGAGGCUGUGCUUCUCUGGCCUCAGCUCUGACCUCUAACCCCUCCCAUCUGAGAGAGCUGGACCUGAGCUUCAACCAUCCAGGAGGACCAGGACUGAAGCGGCUGUCUGCUGGACUGGAGAGUCCAGACUGGAGGCUGGAGACUCUCAGGCUGGAUCACUGUGGACCACAGAGGUUAACAUCUGGACUGAAGAGAUACUUCCGUCCACUCUCACUGGACCCAGACACAGCUCACCGACGCCUCCUACUGUCCAACAACAACAGCAUGGUGGAGCUAGUGACGGGGGAUCAGGAGUUUCUGGACCAUCCCGACAGGUUUGAACGGUGUCGUCAAGUGAUGAGCAGAGAGGCUGUGACUGGUCCCUGUUACUGGGAGGUGGAGUGGAGAGGAAGAGUUUCUGUGGCCGUAACUCUCAGGAGAGGCGGAGGGAAAAAAGACAAGUCUGAGUUUGGACAGAACCAUUAUUCCUGGAGUCUGAGCUGCUCUGAUGAUGCUGGAUAUAAAGUCUGUCACAAUAAGAGAGAAACUGUCAUCAGGAACCCACAGGGCUCUCACAGAGUUGGAGUGUUGAUGAACAUACCUGCUGGAACUUUGAACUUCUACACUGUCAUCAGCGAUGUCCGGAUGUGCCUCCACACCAUCUUCACCUCCACUGAACCUCUGUACCUGGGGUUUGCACUCAGACGGGUUCCUGGUUUCGGGUCCUCAGUGUGUGUGCGCGACUUGAGUGUGUGUGUGCAUCUCCAACAAACCGCUGUUGCUGGUUCAAAUCCCCAUCCAAACUGCUGAGUGUGGAACGAUGAAAUCCCUUUCUGAAACAAACGUGUUCUUCUGAACAAAAUAAUGCGAGAUGUUUGAGGAAGAGAUACGUUCUCUUUCAUCACUCUCCUGUCUCUUCCUGCUCCUUCUCUCAUCACUGUGUUCAUUCCCUGAAGAUCUCCUCCCUCAUGUGAAGAAGACUUCAAACACAUCCUCAAACCAGACUGCACCUCCAACUCACGCAGCGGUUGGACAGGUGCAUUACUCAGGUGCCAAGUGAAACACACGACUGUCUAACUCGCUGUCACUGACAGUAGAACAGGAGAAAAGGUAGGGGGCGUCCCGAAUGCUGCCAGACUCCAGGGGACAAGUUCACCUCUGAGUCAAAGGUUGGGGGGAGACGGACAGGGAUCCUCUAUACAGCGCAAGCAGACACUACACUUCAGAUUACCCAGUCGCUCAUACGUGUUAUUAUGAAUACAAACAGAACUGCUGCCUGUGUUUCUGAAUAGUGUAAUAUGAGCUAAUAAAAACAAGCAAUGAAAAAAAAGGUCAGUCAGAAGUUCAUGUUUCUAAUUCAGUUUUGUAUAUGUUUGCAUUUGUGAUGUUGAACUGUUAUUGUUAAAUAAAAAGAGAUGAC
Messenger RNA from Synchiropus splendidus (mandarinfish), 3914 nucleotides. RefSeq names its product NLR family CARD domain-containing protein 3-like. The transcript is spliced from 10 exons. The coding region runs from base 23 to 3304 and encodes 1093 amino acids. The record is from RefSeq and is a predicted model, not a curated record. Gene Ontology annotation, molecular function: protein binding. NCBI's taxonomy places the organism in Eukaryota, Metazoa, Chordata, Actinopteri, Syngnathiformes, Callionymidae.